Molecule: messenger RNA, 6975 nt
Organism: Rhea pennata
Lineage: Eukaryota; Metazoa; Chordata; Aves; Rheiformes; Rheidae
Gene: ERCC6
Product: ERCC excision repair 6, chromatin remodeling factor
Exons: 21
Coding region: 345-4862 (1505 amino acids)
Biological process (GO): transcription-coupled nucleotide-excision repair
Cellular component (GO): nucleus
Molecular function (GO): ATP-dependent chromatin remodeler activity; ATP binding
Source: RefSeq, a predicted model, not a curated record
CACGUUAACUUGGAAAUCAGUCAUGGCCCCGGGAGGGAGAUGUGGUCCCGGGUCCCUCGCGGGAAGCUGCCGGCUGCGCGAGGGUUUAAUGGUGUCUGUUGUCUGAAUGCAGGGCCAAACUUGCUGCGUGGGUUUGGAGCUGAUGGAAGAAAGGGGUGAACUGGGGCUCAGAUCCUCUGGCUGCUAUGCUAGGAAAGGUUACUGCAGCCCACCUGCCUAAUUAAUGUUUUCCUGCAAACUAAUAAACCCAGUUUCUUCCUGAAGCUGAUUAAAAAUACAUCCUUUUAAAAAGCAGCCUCACUCUAAAGGUUCCAAGCAGAACGAGCUCAUUGCUUGCCUUGAGGAUGCCAACAGACAACAGCCGACUCCCAGGCAAUAUCCAAGAACAAGAUCUUGAUACCACUGCAAGCAAUAAUUGCCUACUAAAUACUGAAGAUUUGGGAGCUGAACAAGAAAAUGGCUUUUGUAGUGAUGACCAGGGUAAUAGUCUUUGUAUUCCCAACUCUGCUAAUCAGCCAUCCACUUCUAUGGCUGCUCCUUUGGAAGUGCCCAGAAGAGGACAACCCUUCUUACAUAUCAACAGGCAGCAGAUUCAGUCUGUUUCAGAUAGUGCUCAGGCUGCAGAGCUCAAAGGUUUAGGAGUUGAUGUCUAUGAUCAGGAUGUAUUGGAGCAAGGAGUCCUUCAGCAAGUAGAUCAUGCAAUUAAUGAAGCUAACAAAGCAACCAAAAUAGCUGAUGCAGAGAAAGAAUAUCAGUCAGUUCUGGAUGACUUAAGGUCAUGUACAAUAUCUCUGAAACAAAUAAAUAAAAUUAUUGAACAACUUUCACCUCAAGCUACCACAAACAAAGAUGUAAACAGAAAACUAGAUUCUGUAAAACGGCAAAAAUACAACAAGGAGCAACAGUUAAAGAAGAUCAAAGCAAAGCAGAAGCGACUCCAAGCAAUUCUUGGUGGAACAGGGAUUCUUGAUGAAAUUAAUGAUGUUGAAAUUGAGGAUGAUGAAGUACCUGGGCCAUCGUCAGAUCCACUGCAUCUUGGCAGCAUGCUUAUGCCAGUUCAGGAAACGGAGUGGGAAGAGCUUAUUCGUACUGGCCAGAUGACUCCUUUUGGAACUAAAAUACCUCAGAAGCCAAAGAGGAAGCCACGGCAGUUAAUGCUAAAUGAAACAUCUGAUUUUGAGAAGUAUUUAGCAGAUCAAGCUCAGCUGUCAUCUGAAAGGAAGAAGUUAUCACUUCUGAAAGGAGCAAAGAAGAAAGCACAAGCCAAAAAUGUUCAGCGCACAACUCCCACAUCCAUCGCAAAGGAGAAAAGGAGUAAAGUCAGAACUCUAUCAAAAACAGAUAAGCGCUUAAAAGAACACAUGAACAAACUUCAGAAGCGUGCCCUGCAGAUUCAGUCAAAGGCGGGGAUUCCAAAAGAAAAGAAAUACUUUGAUACCAAGGAGAAGCUGAGGCAUGAACAGCAUGAUGAUAGUGGAGGGUCUGAGCAUGUGCCUGAUGAGGAGCUCUUUGAUCCAGAAACAGCAGAAGAGGAGGGACAACUAGCAUCUUCUCAUGCUGAGAAUGAUUCUGAUUAUGAACUUAAGACUUCAUCAGGAAAAGGAAAGUAUUUGGUGAAGAGAGAUUUUAAAAAAGUUGAAGAUGAUGCUGACUUCUUUCCAAGCUCUGAGGAGGAAGAAGACCAUACAGUAGGGAAGCGCAAAGUAAAGAGAUGGAGAGAUGAUGGAGAUGAAGACUAUUAUAAACAGAGACUAAGGAGAUGGCAAAAAGAAGGUAAAGAACGUCACAUGACUGAGGAACUUUCCGAUGAAAGCGAUACUGAAUUUGAAGAGGGUUUCAAGGUACCAGGAUUUCUCUUCAAAAAGCUUUUUAAGUACCAGCAGACAGGUGUUAGGUGGCUCUGGGAAUUGCACUGCCAGCAGGCAGGAGGAAUUCUGGGAGAUGAGAUGGGAUUGGGCAAGACCAUCCAGAUAAUUGCCUUCUUGGCAGGUCUGAGCUACAGCAAGAUCAGGACUCGUGGUUCAAAUUACAGGUACCAGGGGUUAGGCCCAACAGUGAUUGUUUGUCCAGCCACUGUGAUGCAUCAGUGGGUAAAAGAAUUCCAUACUUGGUGGCCUCCGUUUAGAGUUGCCAUUCUGCAUGAAACUGGUUCUUACACCAACAAAAAGGUGAAACUAAUUCGUGAAAUUGCUUCAUGCCAUGGAAUUUUAAUUACGUCCUAUUCAUACAUUCGACUGAUGCAGGAUAACAUCCACAGCUAUGAUUGGCAUUAUGUGAUUUUGGAUGAGGGUCACAAAAUCCGAAAUCCAAAUGCUGCAGUCACACUUGCAUGCAAGCAGUUUCGCACACCCCAUCGAAUCAUCUUGUCUGGCUCCCCAAUGCAAAAUAACCUAAAGGAGCUCUGGUCCCUCUUUGACUUUGUAUUCCCAGGGAAACUGGGAACGCUGCCUGUGUUCAUGGAACAAUUUUCUGUUCCAAUAACCAUGGGAGGAUAUUCCAAUGCCUCUCCUGUACAGGUAAAAACCGCAUACAAAUGUGCAUGUGUGUUACGAGAUACCAUAAACCCCUACUUGCUGCGAAGAAUGAAGGCUGAUGUAAAAAUGAGCCUUUCACUUCCAGAUAAAAAUGAACAGGUCCUGUUUUGUCGUUUGACAGAUGAGCAACGUCAAGUCUAUCAAAAUUUCAUCGACUCUAAAGAAGUUUACCAGAUUCUCAAUGGAGACAUGCAGAUUUUCUCAGGACUGGUAGCCCUGAGAAAGAUUUGCAACCACCCUGAUCUCUUCUCUGGUGGUCCCAAGACUUCAAAGGGUGUGCCAGAUGCCGAAGUGGAAGAAACGGAUCAGUUUGGAUAUUGGAAACGUUCUGGAAAAAUGAUAGUGGUAGAGUCCUUGCUAAAAAUAUGGCAUAAGCAAGGUCAUAGAGUAUUGCUAUUUAGUCAGUCAAGACAGAUGUUGCAGAUCCUUGAAGUCUUUGUGAGAAAUAGAAACUAUUCCUACCUCAGGAUGGAUGGCACCACAACAAUAGUUUCCAGACAGCCCCUUAUAACAAGAUACAAUGAGGACAAGUCCAUAUUUAUCUUUCUUCUGACAACUCGUGUUGGUGGCAUUGGAAUUAAUUUGACAGGUGCUGACCGGGUUAUUAUUUAUGAUCCUGACUGGAAUCCCAGUACAGACACACAGGCUCGGGAACGUGCUUGGAGAAUAGGCCAAAAGAAACAGGUGACUGUGUACAGGCUUCUCACUGCAGGUACUAUUGAAGAGAAGAUAUACCACAGACAAAUCUUCAAGCAGUUUUUAACGAACAGAGUGCUGAAAGACCCUAAGCAAAGGCGCUUUUUCAAAUCCAAUGAUCUUUAUGAACUUUUUACUCUGAGCAGCCCGGAUGUGUCUCAGGGGACAGAAACUAGUGCAAUUUUUGCAGGUACUGGUUCAGAUGUUCAAGUCCCAAAACACCAAUUGAAACGGAAACUUGAAAAGCCACCUGAUAAUGAUACUUCCAGAGGUGGUCUCCAUCUAACAGAAGGCAGCUCACGAAAGUACAGCAAGCCAUCCAGUUCAACCAGGCACAUGGCAAAUUCUUCUGAAGCAAUAGAGUCAAGUGAAGAAAUGAAAGGAGAUUUGGAAACCUUUGACCAAAAUAGCUAUGCAAAAGAUAAUGCGCAAGCUACUACUAAUAUAAAUUCAUGGAGUAAAAGCAAGGAGGAGAGCUUGGAAAAAGCUGAGAAAUCUAUGUCCCAGUCAUUGUCAGAUAAUGUAGGGUCUUCGGAGAAUGCAGAAUGUCUGGGCACCAUGGUAACUGAUGAAGUACAUGGAGCAGCUAAUGUAAAUUUUGAGGAACGUUUUCAUCUUGCAUCUGGUACAGCUGUCUGUUGGGAAGAGCAGGAUGCUAAACCUGAAGAUGGCCGAUUAGAUAAAAAUCAUUAUAAAUGCACCUCAAAAACAAAGCACAGGGUGGAUAUGCUGCCACAUGAGAGCCACAAAGAUAAGUCUAAGAGGAGGAAACGUCACAAAGAUGCCAAAUUUGAAGGAGAGCGUAUUCCUCAUCUAGUAAAACAAAAGCAAUAUAGAAAGGAGGACAGUGAAGAGAAGGAGGAAGAGCUAAAGAAAAAUGAAGAUUAUGUCUUAGAGAAACUUUUCAAAAAAUCAGGGGUACACAGUGUUAUGAAGCAUGAUGCCAUUAUGGAAGCUGCUAGUGCAGAUUAUGUGCUGUUGGAAGCGGAAGCAAACAGAGUGGCCCAGGAUGCCUUAAGAGCCUUAAAAGUCUCUCGACAGCGAUGUUUAGGAGCUGCUUCUGGUGUGCCAACCUGGACAGGCACAAGUGGUCUUUCAGGUGCACCAUCAGGAAUAAAGAGUCGGUUUGGUCAGAAAAGAAACCCUAUGCUGCUUUCUCCACGUUCUGCUUGUGCAUCACCUGGAAGCAAGUGCAAGGAUACAGGUACAAUAAAGAAAGAAAAUGACAGGAGGAGUAAUUCUAAUGGGCACUUUGAUGGGAAAUCAGAGACUGGAGAAUCAUCAUCAAGUGCACUAGAUUCUUCAACUUUGUUAGCAAAGAUGAGGGCAAGAAACCACCUUAUUUUACCACAAAGAACAGGGAAUGAGGGAGAUGAGAACCUUCAGCAAGCCCCAGCUCCAGCCCCAGUUUCAACAGAAUACGAUGAAUUGCUAGUGGAUGUACGGAACUUCAUAGCAUUCCAGGCUCGUGUGGAUGGCGAGGCUAGCACUCAGGAAAUACUGCAGGAAUUUGAGGCCAAACUGCCGGCAGCACAGUCUUGUGUCUUCCGAGAACUUCUCCGCAAUCUCUGCACCUUCCAUAGGAACCCAAGUGGUGAAGGUGUCUGGAGACUGAAGCCAGAUUUCCGCUGACUUUGCUAAGGGAAGGGACCUACACGUGUACUCAGCCAACAUUCUGCUUUCAAAGACUUACUAUUUAUCUUUCAAAAUGAAUUAUUUCAUGGUCAUGAUUUAAUAAUUGACUUGAACAGUCUGUGGUACAGCACUCAUUGCAGGCUCAGGGCUGACUUCGUUUUACACUAUUUAUAUGAAAAUGCCGUCUACCUCACAAGGUGAAAACAAUACAAAGUAUCACCGCCUUUUCUUUAAAAGAAAAUAUAAAUGGAUGAUGAACACAUGUACUGACUUUUCAUUGCAAUAAGAGCCAUGGAUGUUUCCAUGGGUUGUAAGACUUACUUGAUUUCUGUGAAAUUCCAAGAACUUUUUCUUAAUUUGCUAUAUGGUACUUGAAUAGUCAUGGGGCAUACAACACAACCAAAAGAAACAUGAAUAAUAAGAAGAUAGAGGUGGUCUAUGUAAGAGAAAUUCACUUGUACUGACAUUACAAAAUCAUUGUAAGAAGAUUGCAUUGGUAGUGGGAAUUUGCUUUUGAUAUUGCUGCUUUCAUUUUUGCCAGAAGCUAGUAUAUGCAGUGUGACAUAUAUGACUAAUUUGCUUGGAAAUAAUUUUACUACCAUGGAAGUUUAAUAACAAAAAAUUGAGAGCCUGGCAGAGUAUUGAGAUGACUCUGAAGUUGGAUAAUUAUGGAAAAAUGACUGGAUGGUGGAAAACCCAUUUUAGCCAUAAUCAUUGAUUCAGUUAUAGUCCUGUACACCAUUGGCAGUUGCCCGAUACUUUUUUUACCAUUGAGCUAGCAAUAACUGUGAUGUUUGCACAUUGUGGACUGAUAGUGGGAUCCUGUGAAAUUUAUUUGUGGAUCUCAUUGUAACUGACAUGAAAACCUCUGCAUUCCCUGUUAGCACUUAAGUCUUUUACCUUGACAAAGACUGAGGUGUUAGUUUGUUAGAGGGGGGAUGAGUUCCCUAUACGUCACUGAACAUAAUCACUUCUGACAAGACAGGCAUAAUGGGAACACAUUCAGAAGUUACAAAUCAUAUGUAUUCUGUAAAUAGGAAAAAUCUCUAUCUCCCUACCAGUCAGACAAGUUGUAAAUUAAUACCCAUUUCCUUCCAAGGAAGAAAGCAUCCACUUAACUUAGCAAAAUUGACUACUCUUUUGGGUCUGUCUUCAAGGUGUUGAUGUGCUAGGUUAAAAAAAAAUGCAAAAAUAAAUAAAUAAAAAGAAUAGCUGAUGAGAACAAAAUGAUGUUCUUGCACAUAUUUGCAGCAACAAUGAGUUACUGUAUGGCUUAAACUAGUUAAACUAGUAACAGUUAAAUGUGGCUAAUGUCCUUCUCCUCCCUAAGCUACAGGGAAAAGCUGAGCUGCUACUUUUUUUUUCAAUAUUAAAGCUUCUUUUUUACUUCAAAUGAAAGUAUGAACAAAAUUUGAAAGAUGAGUGGUGAAGCAAGAAUGCAAACUGUGUUGCGUGCUAAAGAAAAGUGGUCUUUAAGAUUCUUCUAGGAGCUUUUCCUGUUGUUUUUACUCCUGCUAAAGAAUCCAUAGAGAUUUGCAGAAGGUGAUACAUCACUGGUUCAAUAACUGGUCACAGCAUUUGGCUUUUCUGACUGGAAUUGGAGAGGGCAGACCUCUCCAAGAGUGCUUCUCUUCCUUGCGGAGUUUGGAGAUGGGAUUUGUUGCACCUUUUUCUGACAUCUGUUUUUCUGAUCCAAUUUAUGUUUGUAAGGGCUUUCAGGAGAGAGAUGAAAUGAAAAACCUAGCUUUCAAUUACAAAAAUACUUAGAAAAUGGCAAAUCUGUUGAUAUGACUUAAAAUGGAUCAGUAGAAGAGUGUAAAAAAACCCAUUUUGCUGGUUUUCUCCAGAGCUGUAGGGAAUUUUAUUUGGUUUUGAGUUUUUUUUCCCCAAAAAAACAAUUCAGGAAUUCAGCUGUCAGCAAAGAUGUUCUUGUCGCCUUAGCUGUUGGUUCAUGUGUGUUCUUUUAUUUACUAUUUUCAGUCUUAAAGAUACAGUUCCUGUCCUAAGGAAAGUUUGUAACUUCUCACUAGUCUCUUGAUGUAAAUGGACUUGCAUGUGCUUCUAUAAAUCCUUGGCUUUUAUGGAGUUAUUAAAAUAACAAAACCAAAAA